Messenger RNA from Somion occarium, 2014 nucleotides. The record is from the annotation of a GenBank genome assembly. Lineage: Eukaryota; Fungi; Basidiomycota; Agaricomycetes; Polyporales; Cerrenaceae.
UGUAAUUUAGGCCGAUCGGCGGAUGCCGUCAUCGCGUAAAUGGCUGUAAGCGACCGCUGCGGCACCGCUCUACGACAAAGAUUGUUGUAUUCCUUCCGUUCUUUCCUUCCGUCCUUCAUCUCUUCCGCGAUAUAAAGUCCAUUGUGAUUUCGUUAUACGCCUCAUCUUGUUUUAAUUUUGGAUAUUGCUCAUUUUGUUGUCAAAAUGGCACCAGUCGAGACUGAGUAUUACGAUCUGCUGGGAGUACCCACUGAUGUUGGCGAUCUCGAGCUGAAGAAAGCGUAUCGUAAACAGGCCAUAAAGUUUCACCCUGAUAAGAACCCGUCACCAGAUGCUGAGGAGAAGUUCAAGGACAUCAGCAAAGCGUAUCAAGUCCUAUCUGACCCUAAUCUCCGAACAGUCUAUGACAGAAAUGGAGCCAAGAUGGUUGAUAAAGAAGGUGGUGUGACUAUGGAAGACGCUGCCGGCUUCUUCGCGAAUGUGUUUGGCGGAGAACGAUUCAUGGACUACAUUGGCGAAAUCUCAUUAAUGAAAGAAAUGACAAGCGUUGCAACGACCAUGAUGAGUGAUGAAGAGAAAGCAGACAUGGAGAAAGACCUGAAGGAGAGCUUCAACCCUUCAUCUCCUCAAUCUUCUACUGUCACAGGUACACCGCCAGAUGGUCCGUUGUCGUCGGCUACGCCCACAGCUGCAGCCGCACCCGAACAAGCUAUACCUACUCCCGUUGCGCCUCAGCCGACACAUCCCGCGCGUAAUGGUGGCCAGGCUCUAGUUCAGUCACCUCCAAUCGCGGGCAGUCCAGCGUCGGAGGCCAAGUCUGAGGACAAGACUCCUUCAGUCAAUAGCAAGGAGAAAGAAAAGGAGAAGGAAAGGAAGAAGAACAAGUUGAGUGCGGAGCAGAAAAAGAAAUUAGAAGAGCUUGAGGAAGAGCGCAGGAAGAAGAUGCAGGAACGUGUGGACACUUUAACGAAGAAGUUGAUCGAGCGGUUGCGACCGUUCAUCGAGGCCGCUCAGCCUGGCGAUAAGGAUGAUGCCGAAACCAAGGCCUUUGAGGCGAGGAUUACGAAGGAAGCGGAGGAUCUCAAGCUUGAAAGUUUCGGUAUCGAGCUUCUACACACGAUUGGAAAUGUCUAUAUCAUGAAGGCGACGUCAUUCUUGAAAUCAAGAAAGUUCCUGGGAAUUCCAGGAUUCUUCUCUCGUCUCAAAGAGAAGGGUGCUGUCGCGAAGGAUGCUUGGGGUGUGAUCGGCAGCGCUCUUGGGGUCCAGCACACGAUGCAAGAGAUGGAACGAUUAGCAGCGAAGGGUGAGCUUGCGGAGGAAGAGUUGAGGGCGCUGGAGGAAGACAUCACUGGCAAGAUCAUGCUUGCUUCAUGGCGAGGAACACGCUUCGAAGUCGUACAAGUUCUUCGCGAGGUUGUUGAUAAGGUUCUGAAAGAACCUGGUGUCUCCGAUCCUAUUCUCGUGAAUCGCGCAAGGGGCUUGCUUCUUAUCGGUGCAAUUUUCAAAGGCGCAGAACCUGACGAAUCCGAUUUAGAACGUCGAGAACUCGAGAGGUACGUGGAAAACACAAUCCUCAUCUCUAACCAUUAUUCAUCCAUGUCGCGUUCGUUCUCUAUAGGAUGGUCGCGGAAGCUGCAGCUGGAAAGUCUAAACACCAACAGCUCCGUGCCCAAGCCAAAGCCAGGAAGGCUGAAGCCAACUCGUCGAAGAGCAAGGAGCCGAAAGACGCGCCUCCUGUCGAAACCAAGGAUACCAAGGAAGCAAGAGAGUCGACGUCGGAAGCCAAGCCCGCAGCCUCGUAGUUUUAUUUCCCACUCCUAAUUCCUGUGUUCAGUGCUUGAUUUCCCUUCACUUUCGGAUUACAUGGACGUCGACUCAUGGUUGUGCGGAUAUUAGAUUGAUCUAUCGUUCAGUGUUCUUUUUUCUUUGCAUCUAUCUGUAAUAGGAUAGCUUAUGAUUCUUCUUGGUAAUAACAUGCUAAUUAACCCUUCGCUUUGGUCUCGAGUGAACUCUU